UAGAAAGAGUCCAAUUAGCGAAAGAACGAAUCCGAUGACGUCUUACAGAAAGAAAUCUCGUCGGUAAAUUUUCCCUGUUUACCACACGGAUCUUGAUGUUGUUGUUUACUCUCCUCUGUGUCUGUGUCUUUCUGUCUCUCUAUCUCUGUGUCUGUCUUUCUGUCUCUCUAUCUCUCGGUCGCUCUUUCUCUCGCUCUCGCUGUGACGUUUGAUUUGACGAUUAUAUUGAUCAGUAGGUCAGAUUAUUGAGCAUGUGGCUGGAAUCAAUUGAAGGGUAGAUGGAUGGGAGUGGCUGAAUUGUUUGAUAGAUGGAGGUUAAUCGAUGUUAGAUCGGCUAGUGAAGUCGUCGACCUAUCAAAUUCGUUGAAUGAUAGGCUGAUCAGUUUGUCGGUGCUUCAUCCGUAUGCCGGUGUGGAAUUACAGUAAGUGGAAGAAGAUUUUCUUCCCCCUCUUCUCUCCCCGGGUCUCUCCCCCCCCCUCUUUGUCCCCUCCUCUCAGCCUCCCUUCUCUCCAGGCCCUGUCUCUUAUACACAUCUAGAUGUGUAUAAGAGACAGAGAAAGAAGAGGAAAGAGGAAAAAUGGAAGAGGAUAUGUGCUACGUGCGGCCCACGAGAAUUGACGGAAGAUGUGCUGGAACGUGAAGGUGAUUCAAAAAUUCAAGAAAACGUACGACAAGUUGUGGCCUGCUGGCCCAGGAGCUGAAGACCAGACCCAGACGGUUUCUUGUUAUAUGUGCCGGUACUUCAGGGAGUGUGGGAAGCGAGCGUGCAAUGGCAAUUGCUGCCGCUAUUGCUUGAAGUCUCCCAUAGCUCAGGGGAGUGGGCGACUUUCGCUGAGCGAAGCAGAUGUCUUCUUCAGGGAAGCAGAAGCUAAGCUGCUGAAUGACACCUCCGACACUGCUCUGCCUGAAACAGGUGACUCUGGCAAGGUAAGCAUAGAAGAGUGACAGAUGUCAAGUUUUUAAGCAGAAGCCAGAGUAAGGAACGAUAGUCAGGAGAUCUCGGUGUCAGCGGUGCCAAGAGUGAGACUAUCAUAUCGGCGGUGCCUGACGCUGGCAGGGUUAGGCCAACAAGAGUGUUGAGUUGGUAUUGCUCCCUCAGCCAGCACAGCCGACUUCGAGUCUGCUUUGCCUGUCCGUCUGACCUGAGGUCCAACAGAUAACUGUGGUGUGCUUGAGUUUAUUAGCAGCAGCCGAAAAGUGGAAGCAGGAGGCAGAGGACUAGGGUGCUGCAAAUGUUUAUAUUGUUAAUUUCUUGCUUGUGGGCCUCGAAUAAUGCCAGA
This is a messenger RNA of Chara braunii, 1281 nucleotides long. Lineage: Eukaryota; Viridiplantae; Streptophyta; Charophyceae; Charales; Characeae. The record is from the annotation of a GenBank genome assembly.